AUGUCGGAAACCAAGCAAAUGCUCAUCCAGUUCAACACCAAGGGGAACAACAACAAAUUCUACUACGUCGAGCUUCUUGGCGACGGCGAGAUGGUUCUCGUGCGCUAUGGUCGCGUGGGCAGCAAGGGCACCGAAAUGCGGUACCAUGGUGGCCAGCGCAAGUUUGAUCAGUCUGCUGCGCGCCAAGCGCAACAAGGGACCAACGUCAUCGACACUGCACUGGAGGAGAUCAACUACAAGGACGACGCUGCCAAGGAGCUGGUGAAGAGCAUCUCUGCCCAGAACGUGCACAAGAUCACCAGCGCGACCUCAAUCAAGUUUGAUGCUGCUGACGGCUUGUUCAAGACACCCCUGGGUGUCAUCCAGCGCCUAGGCGUGGAGCAGGCUAUCAAGCUGCUGGGGCAGAUCGAGGAUGAGCUGCCCAAGUUCUUGGAGCUGUAUGAGAAGGAGCCCAAGGCAGAUUUGGGGUUCCAGAAGCGCGGGCGCAAGAGAAAGGCUGACGGCAAGGUCACCAACGAACCAUCAAAGGAGCUGAAGGCGGUCACCGAGCUGAUCUCGCAGCUGAACGAGGAGUAUUUUGUCAUCAUUCCGAACAGGCAGAAGGCGACAUGUGACGCACUGCUCGAGACCCUCGACCUCAUCGACGACCUGAAGAAGAAGAAGCUGCAGGAGGAGGAGAAUAAGAAGGACGAUGAGGACAAGCCCAAGGAGAAAGGGCCUCCGACGUUUGAGGUCGAGAUCGAGACAGUCAAGGACAAGAAGACCUUCAACUAUGUCAGCGAGCUGUUUGACUGUGUAUACAAGAUCAAGCUGGCGUCGCAGCAGGCGCCGUUCGAGGAGUGCGAGAAGGAUCUCGGUGAUGUGCGCCAUCUGUGGCAUGGAACGCGCACGCAGAACCUGCUGUCAAUCAUGAGCAAGGGCUUGCUGCUGCCAAAGCUGUCGCCAGGGCAGAAGGCUGGUGCCAUGUUUGGAGACGGGCUGUACUUUGCCAACCAGUCGACAAAGUCGCUCAACUACUGCGACGGCGGGUACUGGACGGGCAAUGCGCAGAACAAGCCCAAGGUGUACAUGUUCCUGGCUUCAGUAGCGAUGGGCAAGUACUUUGUGCCCAAUGCGGCCGGUAUCAGAGGACCGCCACCCGAGGGGUAUGACUCGUACUGGGCAAAGGCCGGGGAGUCGUGUGUGAUGAACGACGAGCUCAUCGUCUUCAAGGCCGGCCAGUCGAGGCUGGACUAUUUGCUGGAAAUUGAGUUCUAG
Molecule: messenger RNA, 1257 nt
Organism: Linderina pennispora
Lineage: Eukaryota; Fungi; Kickxellomycota; Kickxellomycetes; Kickxellales; Kickxellaceae
Product: ADP-ribosylation
Exons: 4
Coding region: 1-1257 (418 amino acids)
Molecular function (GO): NAD+ poly-ADP-ribosyltransferase activity
Source: RefSeq, a predicted model, not a curated record